AUGAAUCGCAGUAAGACCGACGAUGAAUCUAAUAACGACCCAGAGCCCGACGGUCCAACUGAUAGCCAUAUACUCUCCCAAGUCGACCAGGAUGAAAAAGGUCUAGCUCAAAAGGCCGGCGAGACGGCCGAGAUCACCAAUAUUGGUUGGGGCCACGAACCUGACCAAAUUGAAGAGCCUUUAGUGGCUGGACUUCCUAAUGAAGAUCUAUGGAUGCUCAUCAGACGUUUCGACAAGCAAGUGUACAGAGUCAAGACUAUGCCUGAUGCGCCAUUGCAGAGGCUCGAUCUCACGCGAACGGAUGAUGAUGAGUUCUCGCCAGACAAGCUGAGGGCCACACUCGAACGCUUCUAUAUCACCGUGGUAUACCUUGUAUCAUGGCUGCUGGAUCUCCUUGUUCCAACUAUGCUCGCAACUCUACUGGCCUUGGUCGUCUACCCACCCUGCCGGACAGUGAUGUUCCCACCUGCGCCAAUUGCCCUCGUCAACAAAGACACUGGGGGCGUUCAGAAACCCAAGGCAGGCAUUCUGGGCUCCCAUGAUAGUAUCACUGGGGCACCGGAGAAGUUCAAGGGCGAGGCUGCCGAGCUGGAGGCUAGUAACUUGGUUGCUGGUGUUGCCAGUGUUGCAGUGGGCAGUGCAGUCGGGAAGCAUGACCAGGGUGUACCUGAUGACGCGCCACUUGAGGAUGACCUGCCUGAUGCUAUGGAGAUCGUUGCGGAUACAGCUGACGCACAAAGCGCUGCCCAUGGAAGAGUUCCGUCGGAUUCUCAUGAUAAGACUCGACAGCCGAUGCGACAGAGUGUGAUGGAUGCUGCCAAUUUUGCAAUGCAGGUGGUCAAUGAUAUAACGGAUACCUAUGAGAAGAUGGGGAAUGCACUCUCUGCCACAGCUCCAUUCCCACGACUGAGUCCCCGUCUACGCCUGGCGGCGGUGAUAGGUCCAGCCUGUCUGGCUUCGAUGCUGACAUCUAGUUAUGUACUUGUGAAGUCCAGCACAUUUACUGUUGGCCUAAUUUUCUUCGGUGAUCCUCUCAUUCGCAUCGCAGUCAAGUAUCUUAAUCGACGGUUCCCAAAGUGGCAAAAGGUCAUCGAAUUGCAGAACUCCCUACUCAAAGGUAUCCCGACAAAUGCACAGCUGACCGUCACAUUGCUCCGCAUUGGUGAGGCCAACGCAUCACCACUACCACCGCCCCCGAACUCACAGGAGAAACCUCCUUCACGGCCAGCCUCAUUACAUGAGGAGGAACUCACUCUCGGUGCCACCGGCGAAGAGAUUCAAGAUGCUGCACUGGAAAAGCCAGAUCUUGGUCAGAAUGCUGAGACCGAGCAAACACAAAAACCCCACAAACGGACGGUUGCGUCGGGGAUCCUAGGAUUCUUCCGAGGCACCACAGCCAGCGGCGUAGAGAGCAAAAGAGGCAUCGAUCGUCUGCGAGCCACUGUUGGUUCCCGCCAUGCUCGAAACCGCGUUGGUGUUCUCCGCCACAAAGGAAAGAUGAUCACACCCAUUGGGCCCGUCGCAUUCGACGCCCGACACGAAGGGAAACGCGGCACGGCGAUCAUCGAUUCCACGAAAGAGCCUCCACUGCUCUAUUUCACCACCGAAACUCCAUCCGAGGACGUGCAGGUCGAGCAUCGGAAGGCUGGAUCAGUACUGUUCACGAUGCCGGUGACUGAGAUCCAGGAGAUGAGAAAAUUGGGCGGUAUGGGCUGGAAGGGCAAGCUUGUUGUUGGCUGGGCCCUUGGCAGUAAAGAGGUUGUUGACGGCCUACUCAUCACUGGUACCAAGGGGCAGACAUAUCAGCUCACGGCUAUGGGGACUCGGAACCAGUUGUUCAACCGACUUGUUGCGAUCGACGGACAGGUUUGGGCGACAUGUUGA
Messenger RNA from Penicillium olsonii, 1884 nucleotides. NCBI's taxonomy places the organism in Eukaryota, Fungi, Ascomycota, Eurotiomycetes, Eurotiales, Aspergillaceae. The record is from the annotation of a GenBank genome assembly.